AUGGUGUCCGCCUCGCCUCUGGGCGAGAAUCAUGACUCUCGGGCCAUUGAUGUUUUGGUUCCGACUAUUCUCACCACGGUAGUUGCGUUCAUUCUCACUGGCCUACGACUCUAUGUGCGCCGGUUCAUGGUGCGAAUGUUUGGAUGGGAUGAUGUGUUCAACGUUCUGGCGCUGCUGUGCGCAAUUGUGGUAAUGGGCCUGGUCACCACAUCAACCAAGUAUGGGCUCGGACGUCAUUUCCUGUCCCUCGAUCCGGUUCGAGCGGCCUUCUGCGUGAAGCUUUUGCGCAUCUCCGAGUUCUUUCUGAUAUUCUCAACGAUAUUCCUGAAGAUUUCCAUCAGUCUAUUCUUGAAACGAAUUUUUCUCACGAGCAAGAAGUGGAAAGUCUUCUUUUGGUGCUUCAUCGCAUUCAAUACGAUUACCAGUACCCUUGACGCUGCCAUUAUCUUCCCACAAUGCACACCUGUGGAGUACAAUUGGAACAAAGGCAUUAAGGGGACUUGCUGGCCCGAUUCUGUGAUUAAUGGCACCGGAAUUGCCCAAGGGUCUAUCGCUGCUGCGACUGACUUCAUUCUCUCAAUCUUACCGAUUAUGUUCUUGUGGAAUGUCAAACUCCCCCGCCGAGUCAAGUUUGGUAUCUGCGCCAUUAUGGCACUGGGAUUCGCGAGCGGCGCAUUUGCCAUCGUCCGCACCGCACUUGUUCCCAGUUUGACGGCAACACACGACCCGACUUGGGACCUUGUGGAUCUUUUCAAAUGGGCAAUACUGGAGGCCACGUUGGGUGUCAUCGCUGCAGCUGCGCCGUCCGUCCGUCCGCUGAUCGGCCAUACCUCUAUGUCGACCGAGUACUCUCGGUCCAAAUCGCGCCAGAUCUCGCAAUCCUUACCCCUUCAUUCGAUGCGCACACGCCGGAACUCCCGCCACGAUGUCGACAACAUAUUGGAUACCAUGAAUGACCAAGAAAAGGAGUCGGACGGCGAUAGCCAAUCUCACCUAUGGGCGGCUUCGGACGAGAACGGUAUCAUGAAGACUGUAUCGGUGGAAGUCGUUACAAACCAAGGGCAAUGGAUCGGACGAGGACCCUCCAACACCUAUCAAUUGGCCCAUUGA
Penicillium subrubescens is the source of this 1110-nucleotide messenger RNA. RefSeq lists its product as uncharacterized. NCBI's taxonomy places the organism in Eukaryota, Fungi, Ascomycota, Eurotiomycetes, Eurotiales, Aspergillaceae. The coding region runs from base 1 to 1110 and encodes 369 amino acids. The record is from RefSeq and is a predicted model, not a curated record. The transcript is spliced from 7 exons.